CACGUUGGGGACGGAAAGCAUGGCGGACAGUCUGGAGGAGAGCGUGAAACCAAAUAAAGAUGAAACACUCGAAGAUUCGAGUAGUGAUGAUGAUAACAGUCAGUUUAAUGGCGCUGAAAAUGAUGAAGCAGUGAAGACGUUUAAAGAUUUGGGUGUUACUGAGGUUCUGUGUGAGGCGUGUGAUCAGCUGGGAUGGAAGAGUCCAACAAAGAUCCAGAUAGAAGCGAUACCUGUGGCUCUGCAAGGUAAGGAUGUUAUCGGCCUGGCAGAAACUGGUUCAGGAAAGACGGGUGCUUUUGCUCUGCCCAUCCUUCAGUCCCUGCUGUCCUCCCCGCAGAGACUUCACACCCUUGUCCUCACCCCCACCAGAGAGCUGGCCUUUCAGAUCUCAGAGCAGUUUGAAGCCCUGGGCUCUAGUAUUGGAGUGAAAUGUGCGGUCAUUGUCGGAGGAAUUGAUAUGAUGUCCCAGUCUUUGGUAUUGGCUAAAAAACCUCAUAUAGUUAUCGCCACACCAGGGCGAUUAAUAGACCAUAUGGAGAACACAAAAGGCUUCUCUCUACGAGCUCUGAAGUUUCUGGUGAUGGAUGAAGCUGACAGAAUCCUCAACAUGGACUUUGAGACCGAGGUGGAUAAAAUUUUGAAGGUGAUUCCCAGAGACAGACGAACCUUCUUGUUCUCUGCUACCAUGACUAAAAAGGUCCAAAAACUCCAGAGAGCAGCUCUUAAAGAUCCUGUGAAGUGUGCUGUAUCUACCAAAUACUCCACAGUAGACAAACUGCAGCAAUAUUACAUCUUUAUACCAUCUAAGUACAAGGACUGUUACCUGGUGUCCAUCCUCAAUGAACUAGCCGGCAACUCAUUCAUAAUUUUCUGCAGCACGUGUAACAAUGCCCAGCGGGUGGCGCUGUUGUUAAGGAACCUCGGCAUCACUGCAAUCCCUCUCCAUGGCCAGAUGAGUCAGAACAAACGACUCGGAGCACUAAACAAGUUCAAGUCCAAGUCUCGAUCUGUGCUGCUGGCGACAGACGUGGCAUCCAGAGGACUCGACAUUCCUCACGUGGACUGUGUCAUCAACUACGACAUCCCCACUCACUCUAAAGACUACAUCCACAGAGUCGGACGAACAGCCAGAGCAGGACGGUCGGGGAAAUCCAUCACUUUUGUCACUCAAUACGAUGUGGAGCUUUUCCAGCGAAUCGAAAGCCUGAUUGGGAAAAAACUCCCGGCCUUCCCGACCCAGGAGGAAGAGGUGAUGAUGUUGGUGGAGAGAGUGAGUGAGGCGCAGAGAUUUGCCAGGCUGGAAAUGAAGGAGCAAGGUGAGAAAAGGAAAAGGCCAAAAGGAGGAGAUCGAGACGAGGAUGACACAGAACAAGCAAGUGGAGUGAGGAAGAAAGUGAAAGGAGGAGGAGGAGGAGGAGGAGGGAAAGGAGGCAUGAAAAAGAGAGGUGGAGGAGCCUGGAGGGGAGGGCGCUAAAGCCUCUAAUAUGAACAGACUGUACAUAACAACAACCUAACAUGCCUUAUUAUUGUUUUUCCUGUAAAGGCUGAUGAUAAAAACACAACGCAUUAACAUAGUGGCCAUUCUCCUUUGACUUUAAGCUAAAGUUUGGAAACUAAAACUAGUGUACUUUUCUAGUUUAGUGCUGCAAAUGAAAAGUUACAAAAAAGUACAUGCAAUUACAUAGCAACUAAAGCAAGGAAAGGAAAUUGAUGAUCCUAUGUAAGGUUAAACAACUACUUUGUUCACUUAAUGGCUACAGUUAAACAUCAGCAAGAGCACAGUGGAUUUGCAUAAUCCCUGAAGAGGGGUAGUCUUUCAGAAUAAGAAAGAAAGGCAUACAUUCAGAGCGAAUGCUGCCAUAAUACAAUAGAGAGUUGGCAUCUUAGCUUGUGAACCAGGGAAAGCUUUGCUGACAAUUUAAAUGUCAAAAUGCCAAAUAAAUGUCAGAGUUGUCCACCGUAGCUUUAGAGCAUGAGCUAGAAAUGUAUAAUCUAUGUAGAUUAAAGAAGCUGUCAUUGGCAAGAGCUUCACUGAUGACCACUGAGUAAUUUCUAUUUUGAACUCAAAGGU
Messenger RNA from Cheilinus undulatus (humphead wrasse), 2071 nucleotides. RefSeq names its product DEAD (Asp-Glu-Ala-Asp) box polypeptide 47 (gene ddx47). The record is from RefSeq and is a predicted model, not a curated record. Bases 20 to 1474 code for a protein of 484 amino acids. NCBI's taxonomy places the organism in Eukaryota, Metazoa, Chordata, Actinopteri, Labriformes, Labridae. The transcript is spliced from 12 exons. Gene Ontology annotation, molecular function: RNA helicase activity; ATP binding; nucleic acid binding.